Messenger RNA from Zerene cesonia (dogface butterfly), 890 nucleotides. Its product is annotated as transmembrane protease serine 9-like. NCBI's taxonomy places the organism in Eukaryota, Metazoa, Arthropoda, Insecta, Lepidoptera, Pieridae. The record is from RefSeq and is a predicted model, not a curated record. Gene Ontology annotation, biological process: proteolysis. Bases 1 to 861 code for a protein of 286 amino acids. The transcript has 6 exons. Gene Ontology annotation, molecular function: serine-type endopeptidase activity.
AUGGGCGUGGUCUUCUACAUGCGGGCGCUCGCAGACUUCAAAGUAGACGUGGCCGACACAGAAUGCGGUGCACAGACGUUUCGCAGCGCACGCAUAGUGGGUGGGACGAACAGUCUCCCUGCUGAGUUCCCCUGGGCAGCCAGCAUCUGGCGGCAAGGGACGCACCAGUGCGGUGCCACUGUUAUCAGUGACAGGUGGCUGUUGACAGCUGGACAUUGUGUUUGCAGUGUAUUCGAUGAAUUCUACAAGGCGAAGCAAUUGUCCGCUGUCGUGGGAUUCACUGACAUAUCGACGUCAGAUCGGAACGAAGCGUUGUCCAAAAUUCUUCCACACCCCGAAUACAGAUGUAAGAAAAAGACCAAUGAUGUUGCGUUACUGAAAACCAUUCGUCAACUGGUCUGGAGCAAUCUGCUGCGACCGGCUUGCCUGCCUCAGCCAUUAGCUCCAGAUUACAGUGGAAAAUUAGCUACUGUGGCUGGAUGGGGAUUUACCAAUGAAGAUAGAGGGAUCGGUGAAAGACCCAACAUCCUCCAAAAAACUGAUGUGAUAGUGGUGGAUAAUGAUGACUGCAACAGUUGGUAUAAAUCUCAAGGCAGUAAGAUCACAAUUAUAGGCACCCAGAUGUGCGCUGGUCACGAGAAAGGGGGACGUGAUUCUUGUUGGGCUGAUAGUGGUGGUCCACUCAUGAUGAAGAGCGAUAAUGGCAGGACCAUGGUGAUUGGAGUAGUGUCCACGGGUAGCGGGUGUGCCAGAGCUAGAAUGCCUGGUAUAUACACUAGGAUAUCUAGAUACACAGAAUGGAUUCAAGCUAGUGUCAGUGACGAUUCUGCAAGAUCUUUAAGGUGGUUAUUUAAAAGGUAGCUUGGGGUAGUUUUAUCUUCUAUGUUUUU